AGAAGAAGAAGGAGAAGAAAAGGCCAUGACGUGCACCGGAAGUAGAUCUCGUAUCGUAGAAGGCGCCAUGGCCACUGUAGUAGUUUCUCACAUAGCCUAUUAACCGGUGAGAAGCGGAGCACAGGUCAGUGUCUCCUUUUGAUAAAAUUGGGACAGGAAGCGACAGCUGAGGGAACCUGCUCAUCAUGAGAAGUGUGCUGAUGGUAGCGGAGAAGCCGUCCUUGGCUCAGGCCAUUGCCAAAAUCCUUUCUAAAGGAAACUGUACAAGCCGCAAGGGGCUCAAUGGGGCAUGCUCAGUGCAUGAAUACACCGGCAUUUUCCAGGGCCAAACUGUACACUUUAAGAUGACUUCUGUUUGUGGGCAUGUGAUGAGUCUCGAUUUUAUUGGGAAAUAUAACAACUGGGACAAAGUAGACCCUGCAGAACUCUUUAGUAAAGCUCCUACUGAAAAGAAGGAGGCCAACCCUAAACUCAACAUGGUCAAGUUUCUUCAGGUUGAAGCCAGAGGCAGUGACUGUGUGGUUUUGUGGUUGGACUGUGACAAAGAAGGAGAGAACAUAUGUUUCGAGGUGCUGGAUGCCAUUCAGCCAGUGAUGAAUAAGGGAAGUGCCAGGAGUGUUUACCGUGCCAAAUUCAGCUCCAUUACCGACACUGACAUCUGGAAUGCUAUGAACCGCCUGGGAGAGCCCAACCGCAAUGAAGCUCUGUCAGUAGAUGCACGGCAAGAGCUGGAUCUGCGUAUUGGAUGUGCCUUCACCCGGUUCCAAACAAAGUAUUUUCAAGGGAAAUAUGGCAAUCUAGACUCCUCCUUAAUCUCCUUUGGUCCGUGCCAGACCCCAACCCUUGGCUUCUGUGUGGAACGCCAUGACAAGAUCCAGUCCUUUAAACCAGAGACUUACUGGGUCAUCCAGACAAAGGUUUUUAAAGGAAAGGAGAGUCCACUGACACUGGACUGGAACAGGGUUAGGGUCUUUGACAGAGAGGUGGGUCAGAUGUUUGUCAACCUGGCCAAGACAUCCAGGGAGGCGCAGGUGGAGUUGGUGAGUAAGAAGGAGAAGACCAAGCAGAGGCCUCAAGCCUUAAACACAGUGGAGAUGUUGAGAGUGGCUAGUUCUGCCUUAGGCAUGGGUCCCCAGCAUACUAUGCAGAUUGCUGAGCGCCUAUAUACACAGGGCUACAUCAGCUACCCACGUACCGAGACGACCCACUACCCAGUGAACUUCGACCUGAAGGGAACACUGAAACAGCAGACCAACAACCCCUUCUGGGCAGAAGAGGUAAAAGUUCUACUUUCAACUGGAAUAAACCAACCCAGGAAGGGCACUGAUGCUGGAGAUCAUCCACCUAUUACUCCCAUGUGUGCUGCCACGGAAGCAGAACUAGGAAGUGAUAGCUGGCGGCUAUAUGAGUACAUUACCCGGCAUUUUAUUGCCACUGUAAGUCAAGACUGCAAGUACCUACAAACCACUAUAGAGUUCAGCAUUGGCACAGAGGCAUUCUCGUGUAGUGGAAGAACCCUUAUAUCACCAGGUUACACAACUGUAAUGCCAUGGCAGGGCAUCCCUCUGGAAGAGUCCAUACCAGUAUGUGAGCAUGGAGACACUUUCUCAGUAGAUGAGAUCAAGCUGAUAGAAAAGCAAACCAGCCCACCAGACUACCUGACUGAGGCUGAACUCAUCACCCUCAUGGAGAAACAUGGCAUUGGUACUGAUGCUAGUAUCCCAGUCCACAUCAAUAACAUCUGCCAGAGGAACUAUGUGACAGUUGAAAGUGGACGCAAGCUGAAACCAACCAACUUAGGCAUAGUCCUGGUACAUGGCUACUACAAGAUAGAUGCAGAACUGGUGCUUCCCACUAUACGCAGUGCUGUGGAAAAGCAGCUGAACCUUAUUGCGCAGGGUAAGGCCAACUACCAGCAGGUCCUACAGCACGCCCUGGAUAUCUUCAAGAGGAAGUUUCACUACUUUGUUGACUCCAUUACCAACAUGGAUGAGUUGAUGGAGGUCUCCUUUUCUCCCAUUGCUGCUACUGGGAAGCCGCUGUCCCGCUGUGGCAAAUGCCACCGCUUCAUGAAGUACAUCCAGGCCAAGCCCAGCAGACUCCACUGCUCUCACUGCGACGAGACCUACAGUCUUCCCCAGAAUGGAGCCAUCAAGCUUUACAAGGAGCUCCGGUGUCCACUAGAUGACUUUGAGCUUGUGCUGUGGACUUCUGGGGCGCGGGGAAAGAGCUACCCCCUGUGCCCCUACUGCUUCAGCAACCCGCCAUUCAGGGACAUGAAGAAAGGUAUGGGAUGCAAUGAAUGUACCCAUCCAUCAUGUCAGCACUCUCUCAACUCCUUGGGCAUUGGACAGUGUGUAGAGUGUGAUAGUGGAGUUUUAGUGUUGGACCCCACAUCUGGACCAAAGUGGAGGAUGGCCUGUAAUAAAUGCAAUGUGGUGGUGCACUUCUUUGAACAUGCACACAAAGUGCAGGUUGCUCAGGAGAGCUGUGAUGUCUGUGAUGCCUCUCUGGUUGCAGUGGACUUUAACAAGACUCGCACUCCUCUUCCUGCCAGUGAGACCCAACACACUGGCUGUGUUUUUUGUGAUCCAGUGUUUCAGGAUUUGGUGGAGCUCAAGCAUGCCACCAUCCGGCAUUCCAUGCACCGUGGUGGGGGUGGGAGAAGAGGAGGACGUGGACGUGGACGUGGACGUCGUGGCAAUGCUAAAAAACCUAAAGAUAAAAUGGCUGCCCUAGCUGCUUAUUUUGUAUAGUUUCUGUGUGUAUUGUGUUCUUUUGCAUGUCAUUAAAUGAACUGGUUUUCCUCUGAUAAUGAAUCUAAAUAUACAUUAAAACAACUAGUAUUUUUUUUAAUCAUUUUCCCCAUUUUGUUAAGUGCUUUGAGUGGUCAGGUAAAGUUAAAAAGAAGCACUAUAUAAGAACUAGAACCAUUUGUCAUUGUUACUAAGCAUCUAAAAGACACAUUCACCGAGUCACACAUUACUUUAUUCUAUGCACUUUUCAUUUAUCAUUCACACUUAAAGCCGCUACAACAACAAUUACCUAAAGGCACUUUAUAUUGUCAGGUAAAGGCCUUACAAUAAUACAGAGAAAACCCCAACAAUCGUAUCACCCCUUUGAGGAAACGCUUUGGCGAAAGUGGGAAGAAAAACUCUAUUUUAAAAGGAAGAAACCUCUAGCAGAACCAGGCUGCACCAAUAAGCUUAACUAAAUUCAUCUCAAUAUUAAUUUUAACUUUUUAUAAACUGCUAGUGGCAUUGUAAACAGGCUAACAUUUUGGCAUUAUUUAGUCAGCAUUCCCCAAAAACAAUUGUGAAAAAGUUUGUUUCUUUUAACUAACCAGUUGUUAUUUUACAUGUAGUUUAAACUGCUUUUGGGAGUGAUGAUGAUACAACAUGGGAACAAAUUCAUGACUAGGUGUAGCAGAGUAAUGGUCAACCAACAGACUUAACACACAUGACAUGCAUGCUGCUUAAUUGGGGGUAAUUGACUCAUUCAGUGAAAGGGGUGUGUUCAAAUUAAUAGCAGUGUGGAUUUCAGGUCAUUCAAUCUGUGAGGAAAUGGGUGUCAAUUAAGGCCCUUAUUUAAGGAAGGAAGGCAGCAGCUGUUGUACCUGCUGGUUUUAGCCCUCACUCAGUAAAAUGAGUUGUUCCAGACAUUGCACUAAGGGAGAAAGAACUUUGAUCAAAAGUUGAUUGGAGAGGGGGAAAUAAUUGGCUGCUCAGCUAAAAAGAUCUCAAAUAUUUUGAAAUGGGAAAGAAAAAGGAAUACUAUCAUCUGCCUACAUAAUAGAAUAAGAAUGGCAAAGAAGCAUCCAAUCAUCAGCUCCAGGGAGAUCAAAGAAGAUCUCCAUUUACCUGUGAGUACUUUAACAAUCAGAGGAUGUCUAUGUGAAGCCAAACUAUUUGCAAGAAACCCUUGUAAAAAGUAUUGAAAAGGUUACAGUUUGCCAAAGAACACACUGACUGGCCAAAAGAGAAGUGGCACAAUAUUCUAUGGACAGAUGAAAGCAAGAUUGUUCCUAUUGGGUCUGAAGGUUACAGACAGUUUGUGAGACGACCCUCAAACAACAAGCCACAGUACACUGUGACGACAGGUAAAAAAUGGAGGUGCAAGCAUAAUGGUUUGGGUAUGUUUCUCAUACUUUGGAGUGGGGCCCAUGUAUCACAUAACCGGCAUCAUAGACCAGUUUCAGUACCUAAAAAUACUGGAAGAGGUCACGCUGCCUUACGCAGAAAAAGAAAUGCCCUAAAAUGGGUGUUUCAGCAGAAAAAUGAUCCCAAACACACGAACAAGCAGGUAACAUCCUGGUUGCAGACCAAAAAGAGCCCAGCCCAAUCCCUGGACCUCAAUCUGAUUGAAAAAUUGUGGCGUGACCUCAAAAAUUCUUUUUGAUGCAAAA
Molecule: messenger RNA, 4405 nt
Organism: Oreochromis niloticus (Nile tilapia)
Lineage: Eukaryota; Metazoa; Chordata; Actinopteri; Cichliformes; Cichlidae
Gene: top3b
Product: DNA topoisomerase III beta
Exons: 18
Coding region: 186-2756 (856 amino acids)
Biological process (GO): DNA repair; DNA topological change; DNA recombination
Cellular component (GO): nucleus
Molecular function (GO): DNA topoisomerase type I (single strand cut, ATP-independent) activity; DNA binding
Source: RefSeq, a predicted model, not a curated record